UACUUCCGGUUGUCAGCUGAUAAAUUCCCUUUUGCUUUCCAAAACCUAUUUCGAUUUUCGCAAAAGAAAACGUCAGGCACCAUUCAACAUGGGCUUGAAAUACGCGAUCAAAAGCUAGUUAUAGCUAAAAUAUUGCUCUAAUUGUAGUGUUAUUGUUAUUAUAGUUUCCUUUUACAUGUACGUUGUGUAACUUUAUAGUCGAAAAUGGAUACGUUUAUCAUAGGAUACCUCGGUUAUGGCGUUUGUUGAUCAUUAAAAAAUUACGUUUGGUUCAUAGUUUUCUUUAUAUUUGAUGUCAGCUUUUCGUUUGUGAUCGUCUGUUUCGUUCGUGUUUAAGUGUAUUCUGAAAAUGGUGAAAGAAAAACCUAAUUCAAUUCGGAUUUACGACGAUGAAGGUUUCAGACGCCGAGCGGCGUGUAUUUGCGUGCGUUCGGACGCCGAAACAGAGGUGCUUCUUGUGACGUCGUCUCGCCGCCCAGACAACUGGAUAGUGCCCGGUGGCGGCGUGGAGCCGGAGGAGGAGCCCUCGGUGACGGCAAUGCGGGAAGUGCUCGAGGAGGCCGGCGUCAUCGGCAAACUUGGUCGUUGCCUCGGAGUGUUUGAGAACCGAGAGCACAAACACCGGACGGAGGUGUACGUGAUGAUGGUGACGCAGGAGCUGGCCGAGUGGGAAGACUCGCGGCUGAUGGGCCGCAAGCGACAGUGGUUCUCUAUAGACGACGCGCUCGCUCAGCUGGCGCUACACAAGCCCAUCCAGCGGCAUUACUUGCAACAACUGCGGCGCUCCAAACAGAACAAGAACGACGACCCCGGCAGUUAAGCUGUCCCGCUAACAUCGAAAAGGUGUUCGCCACACGCGUCAGUCAAUAUCAGCUAAUUAACAUUUAUCAUCCCCCUGAAGUUAAGGAGUAGACAAAUGUCCAAAUAAAAUAUAUUUCUAAAGUGACAAUUCGAAAAAAAGAAAUUGAUUUUUUUAUUGUAAUGAUCGAACUCAAAAAACGAUUUUAACAUUUGUUUUUUUAAUAGGAAUCAACAUUAUAUGGGUAUAUGUCAUUGUCAAAAACAUUUGUGAUCACUACAAUAAGUCAGAUUCCUAUUUGUAUAAAUGUGGUUGUUUAACAAUUGUUCUGCCAUACCUUUAGAUUAUUCUAGAAUAUUAUAUAACAAUUAUAUUCCUGAAAACAUUUGUAUUCUUGAAUAUGAGUUUAUAUUUUUUUUUAUUUAUGAUAAUGGAAUGGUA
Achroia grisella is the source of this 1240-nucleotide messenger RNA. RefSeq names its product diphosphoinositol polyphosphate phosphohydrolase 1 (gene Aps). Gene Ontology annotation, molecular function: bis(5'-adenosyl)-hexaphosphatase activity; diphosphoinositol-polyphosphate diphosphatase activity; bis(5'-adenosyl)-pentaphosphatase activity. Gene Ontology annotation, cellular component: nucleus; cytoplasm. The record is from RefSeq and is a predicted model, not a curated record. Gene Ontology annotation, biological process: diphosphoinositol polyphosphate metabolic process; diadenosine hexaphosphate catabolic process; adenosine 5'-(hexahydrogen pentaphosphate) catabolic process. Lineage: Eukaryota; Metazoa; Arthropoda; Insecta; Lepidoptera; Pyralidae. Bases 350 to 820 code for a protein of 156 amino acids. The transcript has 3 exons.